AUGCCACGACCGGCGACGAGCAACCGCGCAGAGACGCGGUGGACGGUGCGCCUAGUCCCGUUCUUCUGCGCCGCCGCUAUUGGCUACGCGACCUACCUCACAGUUGCACAUCUCUGCGUCAACUAUCUUCUUCGAGAAAAGAAAAAGACGGCCGUCGCAGUCGUCCUUUUGGUUCUCUACUUUGUCUUCUUCAUCCUCACCGUUGCAACCUACUUCCGAACUUUCCUUACCAUUCAAUUCAAAACUGGAUUCGUCCCCUUGACGCCCGAACGAGAAGCCCUCGACCAGGAACGCGAGCAGAUAAAGAAGCGAGGGGGUGACCUCGAGGCUCUACCAUGGGUCCCUCCCGAUACGAAUCCUGAUAGUCCUGGCCUGGAGACAUUUUACAGCAGAGAUGUUUUUGUCUGCGAGAGCGACGGCCGUCCCAGAUGGUGCUCUGAAUGCAGGAACUGGAAACCUGACCGCGCCCACCAUUCAAGUGAUCUUGAUCGAUGCGUUCGAAAAAUGGAUCACCUGUGUCCCUGGGUAGGAGGCGUGGUGGGGGAGAAUUCCUUCAAUUUCUUUGUCCAGUUCACAUCGUACUGCGCAUCAUACUGCACCGUUUGUCUGGCCACAUCCGGAUAUUCGCUGCAUCUGAAGAUGCAAGACGGAGAGUCCUUGGAUGCACGCAUCGUCGUGGGCAUCGCACUCGCAGGCCUGUUUUGCCUUUUCACCUCGGCCAUGACCAUGACGUCGGCCCGCUUUGUCUUCACAAACAUUACUAACAUCGACUUGUUCAAGAAGAACCAGGUCUUUCGACUGGCUGUUCGAGUAUCACAUACCACUCGACCGACAGAUCGUUUUCAAACCAUCGUAUACCCGCUCUCGCCAGUGUGUUCAAGUUCAACUACUUUUUCGAGGGGUCAGCUUAAUAGUGUCAACCGAUCUCGAACACCGUCGCCAGAGCCGAGGAUGGCAGCCAGGGACCAGCAAGCCAGGCGAACAUUCGCAAUCUUGACCACAGAGCCCGGCGAGAACCCCUGGGACCUCGGGUACUGGGGGAACUUCAAGUCGGUCAUGGGCAACUCGGUUUUUGAGUGGCUGCUGCCCAUCCGGCACUCUCCCUGCUGUAAUCAUGACAGCAUGGUGAGCGACUACGAAUAUGGACCUCUCAUCGAGGUGCUGAAGCGACGAUAUGGGAUCACCGACGGUGGACCCGCUAAGGAAGGGAUUGAGAUGACGUCGAAUUAG
Fusarium vanettenii 77-13-4 is the source of this 1230-nucleotide messenger RNA. RefSeq lists its product as uncharacterized. The coding region runs from base 1 to 1230 and encodes 409 amino acids. The transcript is spliced from 3 exons. Lineage: Eukaryota; Fungi; Ascomycota; Sordariomycetes; Hypocreales; Nectriaceae. Gene Ontology annotation, cellular component: Golgi apparatus; endoplasmic reticulum. Gene Ontology annotation, biological process: protein targeting to membrane; peptidyl-L-cysteine S-palmitoylation. Gene Ontology annotation, molecular function: protein-cysteine S-palmitoyltransferase activity. The record is from RefSeq and is a predicted model, not a curated record.